Molecule: messenger RNA, 1260 nt
Organism: Ophidiomyces ophidiicola
Lineage: Eukaryota; Fungi; Ascomycota; Eurotiomycetes; Onygenales; Onygenaceae
Gene: WSC4
Product: Cell wall integrity and stress response component 4
Exons: 4
Coding region: 1-1260 (419 amino acids)
Source: RefSeq, a predicted model, not a curated record
AUGGCUUCAAAACUACUCGUCGCGUUUGCGUACGUCCUGAUUCUUCUUCAAACGACUGUUCUUGGACAAGCUCCUGGCACCGAGCAGGUCUAUUGCGCGUCUCUAAACACUGGGUCAACUUUUGAAGCUGUCUAUAGUCUUUACCAAUCGUACGGAGCCUGCCGUGAUACCUGUGUUAGUAAAUACGCGUUCGGAGUCGUUCAAGGCAGAUACUGCUGGUGCUCAGACGCCGCCCCCGGAGACACCACCGACGUCAAGUCCUGUAACGAGAAUUGUCCUGGUUACCCUAAAGACAAAUGCGGAAGCACGAACAACAAACUCUUCGGUUACAUCCAACUCGAUAAAAAGCCGAGCACGACGAUAGGCGGUUCGACUACAACCACUUCGUCGGUUAGUACCUCUGGUUCCCUUGGACCCUCGACUGAUACCACCCCAACUCCUGCUCCUCUUCCAACUGCUACAUUUUCAAGUUCAUUGAUUUUUCGGCCACCUGUGUAUUCUUUGUCGACAUUUUUCUCUCUUUCGCGAGGCGUGCCUACACUCUCUGAAGACCCAGACUCCAGUUCUCUUGAUAUUCCAUGGACCUUUUUGACAACUGCUACUACACAGACUGGUCCUUCAACACCUCCGUCUUCGCCUCCCGCCCCAGUGACGAUUACUGUCGUGGACUCGCAGACAAGGAGCGGCACCACCACUCUUUCUACAGAAAAAUCACCCUCUCCAUCAUCUGCAACCGACAGCACCACUUCUUCUGCCGCCUCCUCCUCCUCCUCCUCCACGUCAACCCCUAAUGUCACUACCCAGACCCUUCCUGGAGCGACAGUCACUAUCCCUAACAACAAUCUUCCCAGUCAGACAGCCCAGCCUUCCACUGGCAAUAAAGGCCUCAGCGGUGGCGCGACAGCUGGGAUUGUCAUUGGCUCCCUUGCCCUUGUUGCUUUGAUUGGACUCAUUCUCUUUUUCUGGUUCUGCUACAGACGCAAGUCCAGUGAUUCUCAGAAGGAAGAAGCUGAUGAAUACUUGAACCCUUACUAUGAAAGGGCUGUCCCUCAACCCGUCUUCCGCCCUCCCCAUGGCAGCGGACCUAACAGAACGGGGCCAACUCUAACCAUCCCAUCAUCUAAUGACUCCCGCCUGAAGAACGGCAUCUAUCCAAAUGGCAGUCGUCGCAGCAACGUUUCUCUGCAGGACAACCAAGACUAUUCUCGCCCUGUCCGGCCUGCAUUGCGACUUACCAAUCCUGACCCCCCCGAGAACUAG